Saitoella complicata NRRL Y-17804 is the source of this 1677-nucleotide messenger RNA. RefSeq lists its product as uncharacterized. Bases 1 to 1677 code for a protein of 558 amino acids. The record is from RefSeq and is a predicted model, not a curated record. Gene Ontology annotation, molecular function: single-stranded DNA binding; structural constituent of nuclear pore; phospholipid binding. The transcript has a single exon. Gene Ontology annotation, biological process: NLS-bearing protein import into nucleus; nuclear pore organization; regulation of DNA-templated transcription. Gene Ontology annotation, cellular component: nuclear membrane; nuclear pore nuclear basket; nuclear pore central transport channel. NCBI's taxonomy places the organism in Eukaryota, Fungi, Ascomycota, Saitoellomycetes, Saitoellales, Saitoellaceae.
AUGUUCUCCUUCCAACAACCUCAACACGCUCCACCACCAAUGCAAUCGGCGCAACAGCCAUUCGUGCCACAACUCCCCCAGCUGCCUCAGCAACAGCAGCCUGUAUACCCUCAGAUGCAGCAAGUACAGACAGGCGAACCAUCCGCCUUCAUGUUCACCCCUCAAACGCCCUCCAGAGGGCCCAUAACGUCCGAAUUCGCUUCUCCGGCACCUCAGCCACCCUUGACUGCAUUCGAUCUACGACCCGCAACCCCCGUACACAGAAGAACAGCGGGUACUGAGCCAACACAAUGGGGUUCCUCAUUCGCCACGCGCCGUGAACCACGCGAGGACGCAUUCGCCUGGGGUGGUCAGGAGCAGCCUCGAAAGCAAGGCUUCGCUCCAUCGCAUUUGACGCAUCUGCCACUGCGGUCCAAUAUGGCGAAUGAGCGCUCAAGUCCAAACCUGGAGAAGAGCGUCAGUUUCGCGCGUGAUACACGUUCUGGGUCACCGAGUGCGCUUAGGCGGUCGUCGCAUGGUAAGCCGCCCGCGGUUGAGCAGCAACCGAUGUGGGGAUCUGGGUUCGGUGCGCCGAGGUUGAAUGUUUCUGUUAAUGGUGGUACCGGUCCUGGAGGGAAUGACUACGUUGAUUGGGCUACGCGACGACAGAUCAUGGAGGAUGACGCCCCGCCUGUCGAAUCCUUCUAUGACCUCCGCAAACAGGACGACAAAACCAACAAAACAAAGAGAUGGAUCCCUGCGACUGCUGGAUUGGAUGUUACGGCGCCAGUGGAGGACAAAGCUCCUACCCCCGAACCCGAACAAAUCGACGAAAAACCCACCGAAGUUAUCCUCUUCGGAUUCCCACCCAGCCUAACCCACCACAUGCUCGAAAUCUUCUCCCGCUACGGCACCAUUCUCCGCUCCCACGCUUCCAACUCCGGCUCGGCCGGUAGCAAGGGCAUGAACGAGAUGGGCGCCAACUGGCUUAAGAUCACGUAUGCUGAUCCCAUGGCUGCGUCCCGUGCCGUGGCUGCGAAUGGAACGUUGGUGGGGGGACAGUACAUGGUUGGGUGCGUGUAUGCCGAUCCGGACGAAGCGAGGAAGACGAUUACGAAAGCGAUGACCGAGCCCGCGCGGACGCCGACACCGACGAACACGACUACGGACCUUCCGACAAAACUUGGGUUCGGUGCGGGCUCGGUAUUCAGUACGGGUGUGUCGAAGAGGGUUGCGUUCGAUGAUGCGAUGGAUGUGGAUGUGGAACCCGUCAAGCCGGCUACGGAGCAGAGGAAGGAACAAUAUGGGCUGAUGUCGCGUAGUACGACUAUGCCCGCCCUUUCCAACGGCGGUGGUAUGGCCAGAAGCACAACAAUGCCAAACCUCUCCGAACAACCCCUCACCCCCGGCCCUGCCGGCCCCGGCAAACGCAUCGAAGUCAUCCAAAAAGGCGACGCAAUCUUCGCUGACCACAAAGAAGGCACGGUAUGGUCUCGUGGUCUUAGCUCGAUCUCGUCUUAUAUCCCUGCCGUGAUUCCGGCGGUGAUUACGGGAAGUACGAGGCCGAUGCACACAAUGGAGGAGGUGAUGGCGGCGGCGAAGAGGAAGGCGGAGGAGGAGGUUGUUGCGAUUAAGGAGGAGAGAGGGUGGAUUGGAAAGACGGGGAAGAAGGUUUUGGAGGGGUUGUUUGGGUUUUAA